Molecule: messenger RNA, 450 nt
Organism: Gryllus bimaculatus (two-spotted cricket)
Lineage: Eukaryota; Metazoa; Arthropoda; Insecta; Orthoptera; Gryllidae
Source: the annotation of a GenBank genome assembly
AUGCACUCACCAGCUGCACGUAGCUGGCGGCGCGGUGCAGUGGAGGGUAAAAGUGCAGGAGGAGGAGUAGGAAGAGGACGUAAGGAAGAUGCGAGUGAUGUGACGCGCACUCACCAGCUGCGAGUGGUCGGCAGCGACGGCGUGGGGCAGUGGGAGUUAGGGGAGAAAAGUGGAGGAGGAGGAAAAGGAGAAGGAGGAGACGGAGGAGGAGAAGGAGAAGGAGGAGGAUCAGAAGGAGGAGUAGGAGAAGAAGCAGGAGCCGGCGGCGACGGCGUGGGGCAGUGGGGGUUAGGAGGGCAAAGUGGAGGAGAAAGAAGAAGAGGAGAUACGAAAGCAGAGGAGAAGAGUCUAGUGAAGGAAAGCGUUCAGACCAGCUGCGCGAAGCCGGCGGCGCGGUGCAAGAGGGAAAGGGUAAACGUGCAGAAGGAGGAGGAGGAAAAAGAGGAGAAG